AGACUGCCAGCUCAUUAUUGGCCGGCUCCUGCGUCAACAUCACACGCAAGCGUCGUGCUGCUCACAUGUGCAGCGGCAGCCAAUAAUGAGCAGCCGUUCAUACGUAAUCUUCUCUGGACCUUGAAAGUGGUCGUUAAAUUGCUGUCUAUGGAUGAGUCAUAUACCUCACGGAUUUCAUCAAAAAUAUCUUAAUUUGUGUUCUGAAGAUGAACGAAGGUCUUACUGCUGUGGAACGACAUGAGGGUGAGUAAUUAAUGACAGAAAUUUCAUUUUUGGGUGAACUAACCCUUUAACUCAUGUUUAUAAUGUUAUUUUAAUUAACUUAUUAGUUUUUGUAAUUUUACUAUUUGAGUUAUAUUUUUAUCUUUUAUCUAAAUGUGGGUGGUCAUAUUGUACGUUUACUAGACAGAACAUGUGGGGCUUUUUUAUAUCAAGUAUGUUUUCUAUUUUAUACCAUUUUCUUGUUUAAAGCAAUCUUUUUCACUUAAUUUGUGUUUGUUUUUGCAUUGGGGACCUUUUUGCACCAUGAUUGCAUGGGAGAGACAGGACAGUUAAGGGCGUUUCACCCACAAAAGCCUGUUGCCCCAUGUAUAAAUGACCAAUGCCACUCAAUAUCUACACAACGCAGAAGAUGUAGUUUCUUCUAACUGGUUUUGUGAACUCCAGCUACAUCAGUCACACUUGUCAUCAUGAUCCACCGGAUACACUAAAUUAAUGAAUUACUGAACCCUUCACAAUAUUUUGUGAAGGCUCACACAGUCAUGAUGAACUAUCACAGAAUAAUGCUUCUUACACGCUCUGUUAGACGGGAGAUUAUGUUGAUCCAUUUGAGGUAAUUGAGCUUUUAUAUUUCAUUUAUUAAAUGCAAAGGUUUUUAUCAAAAGGGGAAAUAAUGUUAUGGAAAUAAGGUUAAUGUUUCAUUACUUCUUCAUUAGCUGUUUUGCUAUCCUGAUUUUUGUCGCUCCUUCUCUGAAUGGUUUGAAUGCAGGUAUCAGGUAUCAAAUGUUGUUAUUGUGUGAAUCAGUGGAGACUUCAGUGAAUCAAAGGUGAUGGUCUGUAGAAACACUCUGGCUCUUCAUUUGGUGUGAUCUUAUAAAAGCUACUGUAGAUGUCCUCACUGUAUCAGAGGAUCCACAGACUCAAUUUCAUCCUGAUGGAUUGUCAGCAAUUGUUAAGUCAGUGUGUUUCUCCCUGAUCAUUUACAUUUAAUCAUUUAGCAUGAUCAAUGGAAUGGUUUUCUCAAAACAUUUGAUCAGUUAAUCUAAAAAUGUGCUUCAUGUAGGAAGAGCUAAAUGAAACCUCCAGGUUUUAUUCUACUAAACAACCAAUAACAUGACUGAAUCAGUCUGACUUCAGUAGAUUGCAGUAGUGGAAGCAACAGGUGAAAAUGUCUCUUUACUGUAACAUCUGCAGUGUAACACUGGGUUACUGGAUUUCUUCAAUAAAUCUUUGCACACUGUGGGCAGACGUCACACUCACACACUGUCUGCUCUCCUCCAUUUCAUGUGUCUUUCUGAUUUCUCAGUCUGUUUUCAUUCUUCAUCUACAUUGGUUCCUCUCUCAUGUCCUGAAUGGAUGUGUUGUUGGAGUCUCUGCUGCUGGACGGGGGUCUCUGUGAGUCUGUGUGUCCAGGACAGUCAUCUCUCUGUGGGACACAGCUGGAGUCUGUCUGGAUCAUCUGACCGCUGUGAGCCGUGAGUGAGAGAAACGUCUGACACACACGAGGGACGCAUGGAACGACUGCAAGUUAUAACACACGCACGCAGAGACCUGUACUUGGGGUGGGUGGAGUUAAAACGAAAGUGAAAGAAGAAAAUAAGCUACUACGCCAUUCGGAAGCCAUUUUGUUUAAACGGCUGCAUAUUUUGUGGUCUGAAAUCAUCUCUCAACACUGUUUGAUAAAUGAAAGUAGAAGGACAGGCCCUCUAAAAUGAGUUCCCCAUCUGCUGGAUCAAGCGGCAAUGCAUCCGGUGAUGAAACCAAGACGUCUGAUCCCAGAAUCAGCAGGAGGGAGAGACAGAGAUCAGAGUCUCCAGAACCCAGCGCUGUGUCUCUAAAGAGUUACAAAUCCAUGGAAGUACCCCUUCAAUUAAGUGAUGAACCAGUGUCUUCUGAUCCUCUAAUCAGCAGGAGGAAGAGAUCAGAGUCUCCAGAACCCAGCGCUGUGUCUCUAAAGAGUUACAAAUCCAUGGAACCACCCCUUCAAUUAAGUGAUGAACCAGUGUCUUCUGAUCCUCUAAUCAGCAGGAGGAAGAGAUCAGAGUCUCCAGAACCCAGCGCUGUGUCUCUAAAGAGUUACAAAUCCAUGGAACCACCCCUUCAAUUAAGUGAUGAACCAGUGUCUUCUGAUCCUCUAAUCAGCAGGAGGGAGAGAUCAGAGUCUCCAGAACCCAGCGCUGUGUCUCUAAAGAGUUACAGAUCCAUGGAAGUACCCCUUCACUUAAGUGAUGAACCAGUGUCUUCUGAUCCUCUAAUCAGUAGGAGGAAGAGAUCAGAGUCUCCAGAACCCAGCGCUGUGUCUCUAAAGAGUUACAAAUCCAUGGAACCACCCCUUCAAUUAAGUGAUGAACCAGUGUCUUCUGAUCCUCUCAGGAGGGAGAUACAUGAGCUGAGAUCUGUGCCAUACUCUACAUACCACUGUCAGACUCACAUCAGGCAAAACAAAACUGAAGCAGUCCUGCAGACACACACACUGGAGACUGGAGACCUGCAGAGAGUCAAAUACCAGCACAAAAUCAGCAUGAAGUACAAGUAUGAAAGAUUAUUUGAGGGAACCAAACUACAAGAAAAUCAAACCCUCCUGAACAGGAUCUACACCCAGCUCUACAUCACAGAGGGAGAGAGAGAAGGAGUGAAUGAAGAACAUGAGGUUUUACAGAUGGAGAAGACAGCCAGAACACAACACUCACAAGACACUCCAAUCUACUGCAAUGACAUCUUUAAAACCUCACCUGAACCAGGGUGUGAGGAGAAAGACCAAAUCAAGACAGUUCUUACUAAAGGCAUUGCUGGAAUUGGAAAAACCGUCUCUGUGCAGAAGUUCAUUCUGGACUGGGCUGAGGGAAAAGCCAAUCAGGAUGUAGAUUUCAUGUUUGUGCUUCCAUUUCGAGAGCUGAACUUGAUCCAAGAUCAUCAGUACAGUCUUCACAGACUUCUGCUGGACUUUCAUCCUGAACUUCAAGAUCUGGAUUUAAAUAUUUAUGAGGAGUGUAAAGUUGUGUUCAUCUUGGAUGGUCUGGAUGAAAGCAGAAUGACACUGGUGUUUUCAGAUGCUCAGAAAGUUUCUGAUGUGACUGAGACUUCAUCAGUGGGUGUGUUGAUGUCAAAGCUCAUAAAAGUAGAGCUGCUUCCCUCUGCUCUCAUCUGGAUCACCUCCAGACCAGCAGCAGCCAAUCAGAUCCCCUCCAAAUACAUCAACCGUCUGACAGAAAUUCAUGGAUUUAAUGAUCCUCAGAAGGAGGACUAUUUCAGGAAGAGAAUCAGUGAUGAGCAUCAAGCCAGCAGAAUCAUCUCACACAUCAGAAGAGCAAGAAGCCUCCACAUCAUGUGCCACAUACCCGUCUUCUGCUGGAUCUCAUCCACUGUGCUUCAGAAGCUCAUGAAAGAAGAUCUGAAUGCAGAAAUCCCUCAAACUCUGACUGAAAUGUACAUCCACUUCCUGCUGAUUCAGAUCAACAUGAGGAAUCAGAAGUAUGAAGAGAGAGAUCCAGAGAAACUCCUGCAGUCCAACAGAGAAGUGAUUGUGAAACUUGCUGAAGUGGCUUUCAAACAGCUGAUGAAGGGCAAUGUGAUGUUCUAUGAGGAGGACCUGAGAGAGAGCGGCAUAGACGCCACUGACGCCUCAGUGUAUUCUGGGAUUUGCACUGAGAUCUUUAAGGAGGAAUCUGUGAUUCAUCAGAGGAAAAUCUACAGCUUCAUUCAUCUGAGUGUCCAGGAGUUUCUUGCUGCUUUCUAUGUGUUCUACUAUUAUGUAAUAGUACAUGUUGACACACUGCAGUUUCUGGAUGUAGUUCCUAAUCUACAUAAGGAAGUAGUAGAUAAAGCCCUUAAGAGUGAGAAUGGACACCUGGAUCUGUUCCUGCGGUUCCUGCUGGGUGUCUCACUGGAAUCCAAUCAGAGACUCUUACAGGAUCUACUGACACACACAGAGAACAGCUCAGAGAGCAUCAGGAGAACCACACAGUACAUUAAAGAAAAGAUCAAAGAUGGACAUGGACUCUCCACUGAAAGAUCCAUCAAUCUGUUCCUCUGUCUGCUGGAAGUCAAAGAUCAGACUCUGUCCAGAGAGAUUCAGGAGUUUGUGAAAUCAGACAAACACUCAGAGAAGAAACUCUCUCCUGCUCACUGCUCAACAAUCACCUACAUGCUUCAGAUGUCAGAGGAGGUGUUGGAUGAGCUGGACCUCAAGAAAUACAACACAUCAGAUGAGGGAAGAAGAAGACUGAUACCAGCUGUGAUCAACUGUAGGAAAGCCCUUCUUGCUGACUGUAAUCUCACUGGUCAACAUUGUGAAACUGUGUCAUCAGCUCUACAAUCCUCAAACUCUGUCCUGAGAGAGCUGGACCUGAGUAACAAUGACCUGCAAGAUUCAGGAGUAAAGCUACUUUCUGAUGGACUGAAGAAUCUAAACUGUCAGCUGGAGAUACUGAGGUUGUCUGGCUGUAUGGUGACAGAGGAAGGCUGUGGUUAUCUGUCUUCAGCUCUGAGAUCAAACCCCUUACACCUGAGAGAGCUGGAUCUGAGCUACAAUCACCCAGGACAAUCAGGAGUCCAGCUGCUCAACGACAAACUGAAGGAUCCAAACUGCUCACUGCAGAUACUCAAUUUGGAUCAUGCAGACCCUGUUCGAAUCACACCAGGACUGAGAAAAUAUGCCUGUGAUCUCACACUGGAUCCAAACACCGCACACACUCAACUCAUCCUGUCAGAUGAAAACAGAAGGGCGAAACACAUCAAAGAUCCACAGUCAUAUCCUGAUCAUCCAGAGAGAUUUGAGCACCAUGAGCAGGUUUUGUGUCGAGAGCGUCUGAAUGGACGCUGUUACUGGGAGGCUGAAUUGAGUGGAUGGGCCUAUAUAGCAGUGACAUAUAAAGGAAUCAACAGGAAAGGAGGCAGUGACUCUUGGUUUGGAUACAAUGACAAAUCCUGGAGUCUGUACUGCACUGAAAACAGAUAUUCUGCCUGGCACAGUAAUAAGAAAACUGACUUACCAGCCCCUUCACCGCAAUCUAAUAGAGUAGGAGUGUAUGUGGACGUGUCAGCUGGCACUCUGUCGUACUACAUUGUCUCUGACACACACACACUCACACACUUACACACAUUUAACACCACAUUCACUGAACCCCUCUAUGCUGGAUUCAGGGUGUUUGAAUCCUCAUUGUCUCUGUGUCAGAUUUAACAAUCUGCUUUGAGCAGGGGUGUAAGUACAGACGGUGCAGGCAGUGCAGCCGCACUGGGCCCGUGCAGCAGGGAGGCCCGCAGCACAUGCAAGCGGGCCCCUGGUGACGAAGUGACUCUGCAGGAUACUGGGGAUACUCACAUUUCAAAUGAAAUGCGCUAGUUUGAGAUUUGAAAUCACGCUCUACCGCUUACUGUUGACCAUAUAUAUCAGAGCAUGUGAGCGUAGGCUCAGUAUUCUGCUCUAUGCCAGCAUGUUCCACAAUGUGAAUUGUUUUAUUUAAAAGUAGACAUUUCCCACUUUCUUUAGACAUAUGUUUCAUUUUUGUAUGAUAAGUAGGCUUAUUCGCUGAGUUUCAGUUCAUCUUUGAGAAGUGUUUCAGAAAGAUUCUUGUGGAGACAGAGACAGCUGAAAGUGCACCCUGUUUUGUUUUAUUUUACUAAAGUUUGUUUAGUAAAAUGUUUAGUUUGAGGUCACCAUCAUGGAGAUCAGCGUUUGCUUUAGUUGAGCUCUUGAACCUUGACUUUUGUUGAGUUGCUUCUUUAUCAGCAAUUGCAGGUGUUUUCAGAAAACAUUUCUGCAUUGAUAAAGCAGAUCAACAUGCCUGUUUUAAUGGUCAAAUGACUAUGUUAAAGUGGUGACAUCAAACUAAACAUUUUCAAUAAGACAUCAACAUUUAAACCUCUGUUAAUUCUCAAUAAGUGCUUCUGUAGACGUGUGACAGAAAUAAAGUCAGUCUGGUUAGUAAUAAGUGAAGCUGGUGAUGCUGUUUGUGGAGUUGUUUAAUCAGAUCUUCAGAGAUUUAAUGUCUUUUAUCUUCAGUUCAUCUAAGGCUGUGGCUGAAGAAAGUUGUAGUUUGUGUUCUUAUUUCUCUUUCUUUCAGUGUUUGUUCACAGCAGGUGUUUGAAUGAUUGAAAGAAUGUUUCAGGAACGUCAUACUAACCUUUAAAUAACAUUCUACUAACAUUAAGGAAACUGGACAUUUUUAUGUUCUUGGAAUGUUACAAAUCAACGUUCCUAGAAUGUUGAAUUUUAGAUCAAAAUUAAGUUGAAUAAAACGUUUGAGGAACAUUAUACCUUAUAAAAACGUUCCUCUAACGUCAAGAAAACUGGACGUUUUUUAUGUUCCCAGAACCAACACUGAAUAUUUAGAGAACGUUCUUAUAACACAAUUCUGUUAGCUGGGUAGCCUAUAUAGAUUCAUAUUUGUUUAAUAUUAGCCUAUAAUAUUAUUUUUUUUUUAAUUUCACGUAUGUUAAUUAUGAAAAGUGAACAGCGUGCGCAAGAUAGGCUACAUCAUAAGAUGCGCAGUAUAUUGGGAGAUAUGGAUCAAACAUGAUUUUGACCAAUUCAUUAAAGGGGUCAUAAAACCCUAAACCAAAUUUUUCAGAUUUAUGUGUGGUAAACAUGAUAGAAGUCAAUGUUACCAUCCGUUAGUUUUGAAUGUAUGAGAAAAGUAUUUAAUUUAAAAAAAAAUUGCGCUAUUUUCAACUUCCAGGUUUAAAUUCAUCUUUGUGUCAACAUCACAAGAUGUGACUUUUCUCGUACUAUAGUACGGUGAUGACUGAUCGGUGUCUCAUAAUCAGCGUUGCCAAGUUGGGCUACUUUAACACUGUUGCCGCGGGUUGUAUUUCAUGUCCGGGGGUUAAAGAGACCCAAAUAACAUGAUGUUUAGCCUCUGGAAUGCUAAUUUUACCAGGGGAACCCCGCCAAAAACAUGGAUAUUAUCCCCCGGAACGCAAUUUUUACCGGGGAACCCACCUGAAACGCGAUUGGGCUAGUUUUGAGUAGCAAUUGGGCGGGUUUUGUUGUGAAAACCUGUCAACACUGCUCAUAAUUAUUCAUGAGACUGCGUGUCCUUAUCCUAUGAGAAGACGCGUUGCUUAAUUCUUGACAGCACGUGCUUAAUUAUUCAUGACAGCAUGCGACAGCAUUUCCUCUGACAGGCGCUUCAAAUAGUGAGAUCGCAUACAAUAAGAGAGAGUUGCAUUAAUAGAUCAAAAAUGAGUGUUUGUUCUUGCUUUGUAAGAGCUUCUUCGUCGCACGGGUUCUCUUCAAUAUCCGUGUCACUGACAAAAAUUCGAUUCAUCCCCACUGUGAGUAUAACUGGUAUUUACGGCUCUUUAACUGAUCAAAUGGCUUAUGUAAACGCGCAAAAUAAGACUCAGAAGUUAUCAAAGAUGCAACAGCGUGUUCAUAGAUGUAUUCAAUGCAGAGAACAAAAUGCGAAUGGCUGUGCAUUUAUGUGUGCAUUACUAUUGUAAAAACCAUGUGUAUAUUGUGUUGCAUGUAAUGGUAAUUUGCAGUGUGUAUUUGUGGUUUAAUGCUUUUAAUGAUGGUGAAAUAAAACUGUCUGAAUCAGAA
Molecule: messenger RNA, 7762 nt
Organism: Ctenopharyngodon idella (grass carp)
Lineage: Eukaryota; Metazoa; Chordata; Actinopteri; Cypriniformes; Xenocyprididae
Product: NACHT, LRR and PYD domains-containing protein 3-like
Exons: 13
Coding region: 1931-5398 (1155 amino acids)
Molecular function (GO): protein binding
Source: RefSeq, a predicted model, not a curated record